CGGUCACACCCCGGAAUACACUGUACUUUUUGCAGGCUACGAUAAAAUAGCAAUUUCUGUAAAUAAACGCUAGAAUUUGCAAACAAAUUCGGGCCAGGAGCUGGCGAAACUCGAUCCCCCGCGGACUAGCUGAUGAUGGUCGGGAAAAACUUCAAGGCACUAGCGCACUUUCACCGCCUCACCGAGUACAUAGUACAGUGCAAGCACUGCGACAAAACACUGUCCUCCAAGCACACCUCCUCCAAUCUGACGCGCCACUUGAUCCGCAACCACAAGCUCUUGGCCCGCACCAUUUUCGCCGGCGAGGAGGGCAAGAUGCUGGCGGAGCUCAAGGACGAGCUGGAGGCCAGCGCCUCCGAGGAUCUCAGCAUGGAGCUGGCCGAGGGCGGCGAGGGUGAAACCAAGUCGGCGGUGCGCGGCAUAAUGGGUGUGAAGAGGGAGCAGCGGGAGCGGGAACAGCGAGAGCUGGAGCGGCACAGCCACGAGGCGGAGAUGCGCAACAAGGUGAUCGGGAAGAACAACAAGCUGUGGGCCCACUUCAUCCGCAUCUCCGAGUUCAUGGCCAAGUGCAUGCACUGCGGAAAGACGCUCUCCUCGAAGCACUCGUCCUCCAAUCUGAUGCGUCACAUUGUGCGGCGCCACAACAACCUGGCCAAGACCCUGAAUCACUCGCACCAGCAUUUGAUGAACCCGAAAAAGGAGGCCUCCUCCUUUGGCAGCCUAGAGCGAAGGCAAACGGCCGCUGAUCCCCUGGAGAAAGUCAACUUUGACGAUGUGGACAGCAUCAUCGAAAAGGUGGCCGAUCACCUGGACGAAGAGGUCACUUCGAUUUCGCUGCAGGAACCCUUCUACGAGUACGUCGUGGACAACUCCGAUCACUCCGUGGUGGUGGACAGGUGCGAGGAGCAGGAGCAGGAACAGGAGCCGGCGGACAUGCAGAACCUGAUGCCCGCGGACAACGCCUCGCUGGCGGAGACCAGCACGCAGCUGGACGAGAAGCUCAAGGCGGAGACGAUAUACUACAACGAGAUGGCCGAGCUGGCCAGGGCCAAGCGAAGGCUCAUCGACCUGCAGACCAAGAAGCUGCUCCUCGACAUGAACGUCGUGGCCGAGAACUAGUUGGCCAUCAGUUGACGAUUAUUACGGCUUGUAUUUGUAGGGUGGUUAAGAGGCGGGCAAUAUGAUAAUUUAGACUUAGGUACGAUUAUACUUUUAACUGAA
Messenger RNA from Drosophila takahashii, 1221 nucleotides. RefSeq lists its product as uncharacterized. Lineage: Eukaryota; Metazoa; Arthropoda; Insecta; Diptera; Drosophilidae. The record is from RefSeq and is a predicted model, not a curated record. Gene Ontology annotation, molecular function: DNA binding.